Molecule: messenger RNA, 3363 nt
Organism: Alternaria atra
Lineage: Eukaryota; Fungi; Ascomycota; Dothideomycetes; Pleosporales; Pleosporaceae
Exons: 3
Coding region: 1-3363 (1120 amino acids)
Biological process (GO): oligosaccharide catabolic process; mannose metabolic process
Cellular component (GO): fungal-type vacuole membrane
Molecular function (GO): carbohydrate binding; alpha-mannosidase activity
Source: RefSeq, a predicted model, not a curated record
AUGGGCGGCGAAUCUCAGCGCAACAUGCCGGUGCCGGUGGCGAAGGAUUACCCCAAGUUGGCGGCUGGUCCGGUUGGCAAGCAAAUACACAGCAUCUAUCAGAGUCGCUUGAGACAGUUCCUCGAUGCCGGACAGUACAGGGAACAGAGUCUCAUAGGCAAGCUCACCGAAGCUGUCGCGUCAGGUAACGAGUGGGUCAAGCUCUCAGUCUACUCGCCCCCGAAUCUCUCGCGCCCUCUCUUCAAAGAAGCUACCUCUCAUGCUUUCCAUCCCACCGAAGUCGGCCAGUCAUUCGGUCCCAGCUGGUCGACGCAUUGGUUCAGGAUUCAACUCACCGUUCCCAAGCACAUGCUCGACAAAGAACAUCUCGAAUUUGUUUGGGACGCGAACAACGAGGGUUUGAUCUGGACUGAAGAUGGACAUACUGUCCACGGGCUGACAGGUGGUGGUGAGAGGACCCAAUGGAUCUUGCCAAAGGCCUUUAGAGACGGCAAGGAGCAUACCUUCUACAUCGAGAUGGCUUGCAACGGCAUGUUUGGUAAUGCUCCUGGCGGUGACUCAAUCCAACCACCAGCACCUGACAAGUACUACACGUUGCACACUGCUGAAGUUCAGGCGGUCAAUCUAGAGGCCAGAGCGCUAUACUUUGACUUCUGGGAGAUCUCAGACGCCGCCCGGGAAUUUCCUGAAGACUCAACUCAGGCUCAUGACGCUCAGCAGGUGGGCAAUCGCAUCAUCGACACUUUCAUUGCUGGCAAUGGAAGUCAAGAAAGCAUCAAAGCAGCUCGCAAGAUCGCUGCUGAGUACGUCGGGAAAGAUGUGGACUCGCACAAUGUGUACAACAGCGACCAGGAGGCCAUUGUGCACGGCAUCGGCUACUGCCACAUCGACACGUGCUGGCUUUGGCCCUUCGACGAGACCAAGCGCAAGGUCAACCGAUCCUGGUCGAACCAGUGCGACCUCAUUGAACGAUACCCCGAGCUUCGCUUCUGCUGUUCACAGGCUCAGCAAUACAAAUGGCUCGAGCAGUACUACCCCUCCACAUUCGAUCGUGUUAAGAAGAAGGUCAAGGAAGGCAGCUUCCAACCUAUCGGCGGGAGUUGGGUCGAGCACGAUACCAACCUUCCUGGUGGGGAAUCACUCAUUAGGCAGUUCUUGUACGGCCAACGUUACUUUGAAAGCAAGUUUGGCCAGAGAUGUCGCACGUUCUGGUUACCGGACACUUUCGGUUACUCGACACAAUUACCUCAGAUUUGUCGUAUAUCGGGUAUGACAAGAUUUUUGACCCAGAAGCUAAGCUGGAACAACAUCAACAAUUUCCCACAUACGACGUUCAACUGGGUCGCAUUGGACAAUAGCCAGGUCAUCUGCCAUAUGCCGCCAUCGGAGACGUACACCUGCGAAGCGAAUUUUGGCGAUGUCAAGCGCAGCGUUACACAGCACAAGUCGUUGGACCAAGACAAAUCGUCCUUGAUCGUCUUCGGCAAAGGAGACGGGGGUGGUGGCCCGACAUGGCAGCAUCUUGAGAAGCUUAGGCGAUGCCGUGGUAUCAGCGACACUUCUGGUCUUUUGCCUCGUGUCAAGCUGGGCGACUCAGCAGACGACUUCUUCGACCGUCUGGAGAAGAAGGUCGAGAAUGGCACCGAGCUUGUAACGUGGUAUGGUGAGCUGUAUUUCGAGCUUCAUCGUGGUACAUACACUACGCAGUCCAACAACAAGCGCAACAACAGGAAGUCUGAAAUCAUGCUAAGAGAUAUUGAGUACCUUGCUACUCUGGCUACCAUCAAGAAUAGCUUCGGAAAGAAGAGCUCAUACAAGUACCCAAAGAAGGACAUUGAUGAUAUGUGGGAGAACGUGCUGUUAUGCCAGUUCCAUGACUGUCUGCCUGGUAGUUCCAUCGAGAUGUGCUACGAUGACUCGGACCGCAUUUACGCCGAAGUAUUUGCCACUGGCGAGCGAUUGCUUUCUGACGCUCUUGCUGAACUUGGUUUCAACGACCAGAGUCACUGGGAUCACGACACAAAACUCUUCGCAAUGAAUACCUUACCAUGGAACCGCACUGAGAUUGUCAGACUGCCUAGCGCAGCCAGUCGAACGAAAUACGGGAUGGCCGAUGCUCAGUACGGUCUCGCUCACCGUGAGGGUACUCACAAGGGGUUAGGCGCCUUGAACGUGUACCCACUUACCUCCGCAUAUCCUGCUUCGAAGGCCUCUAUUGAGGAGAUCCGCGCCAACGUUUUCGAGCUCCGAAAUUCGCAAUUUGUUGUGCAAGUCUCCAAUGGUGCCAUCAUUUCACUCUUCAACAUUGCAGCAGAUCGUGAACUUAUUCCCAAGGGUGCCAAAGCGGGUCAACUUGUCAUCUACGAUGAUAAGCCACUUUAUUGGCAAGCCUGGGACGUUGAGGUCUACCAUUUAAAAUCGCGCCAGGAACUCGAGCCUAGCAAGGUUACCAUCGCGGAAGACAGUGUUCAUCGUGUGAGUCUCGAGAUCGAGACGAAGAUCUCGGACAAGUCAUGGAUCAAGACAACACUCAGUCUAUCUGCAGCUGUAGGAAACACGCCCAGCGCCAUUGAGUUCGAUGCAGAAAUCGAGUGGCACGAGACAAUGAGGUUUCUCAAGGUCGAAUUUCCGGUCGAUAUUGUGAACACGGAAGCUAGUUACGAGACGCAAUUCGGAAUCGUGCGCCGACCCACACACUACAACACGACAUGGGACAUGGCCAAGUUCGAAGUUUGCUGCCACAAAUGGGCUGAUCUGUCCGAGGCCACGUACGGUGUCUCUAUUCUGAAUGACAGCAGGUAUGGUUUCGCAGUGGCGGGCAACGUUAUGCGCCUCUCCCUUCUCCGCUCGCCCAAAGCCCCAGACGCCCAUGCCGAUAUGGGAAGCCACAAGACUCGUUACGCCAUCUUCCCUCACAAGGGCGGUCUGGAUGAACGCACAGUCCGCAAAGCCUUCGAAUUCAAUAACCCACUCAAGAUUGUCGGGCGCCAAGGUCCUUCGUCUACCUUACACAGCGGUCUUCUGAAUCCCUUCCACAUUCAUGGCGCACCCAACCUCGUGCUAGACACGAUCAAGCGUGGCGAGGACGACGAAGAUGUCAGCCGUGGUGAGCUGCCAGUCAAGAAGGGUCACUCGGUCAUCCUACGUAUCUACGAUAGUCUGGGUGGAAAGAGUAAGGGUGUGCUUACAUGGGGUGAUAUUGAUGUAAAGAAGGUGAUUAGGGUUAACGCACUCGAGGAUGAGGAGGGCGACCCGUUGAUCAUCAGCGACAUGAAGGUGGGAGCAGAAGACAACAGGGAGAAGGGUGUACCGGUUGAAAUUCGCGCUUUUGAGGUGGCGACUUACAAGCUAGUGUUGGCGUAA